UUGCAGGGACCAGACUGCAAAAGCUUCCACCUUCUCCGUGCCCUCUCUUCCCGGCGUCGGAGAAGGCGGCGUGACGAGGCCGGCCACCGCGCGGGGGUGAUGGAUACCAAUAACCUCCCGGCGGUGUGGGCGGUGGUAGGGCCGGGCGUCGCCGGCGCCGUCUUCGGGGCCGGCUGGUGGUUCUGGGUCGACGCCGUCGUCUGCAGCGCCGCCGCCGUACCGUUCCUGCACUACCUCCCCGGGUUCUUCGCUUCGUUCGCGGCGGUCAUGUUCAACUGCGUGAAGAGGGAAGACGUCAACUACAAUUACUACUCGCCCUACGAUGACUCCGAGUGGAGGUUAAAACUCUGGCUCUUUGUUUCGUACGUGGUGUCUUUUGUUUCCUUGGCUGGGGCUGUUGGUUUUCUGGUCCAAGACGCACUUACAGAUACAGGUCCAUCUGCAUGGACUGGUGUUGCUGGCGUCCUGCAAUCCGUGUUCGUGCUUAUAAGUGGGUUGAUGUACUGGACUUGUCAUUCUGAAGAUUGACUUAAGAAGUAUGCCAAGAUAGACGAGGAAUGUAAAGGCGGUUCGGAAAUAAGCUUGUUGCCAAAAAUGUGAAAGUCUCGUGCUAAGCUAUAUAGUUUUGCCCAGAGUUUAGUAUCUCUGUAAAUAUAAGUGCAUAACAAACGGCUCAAAUUAGUUCACUUUGUUGUUUUUUUAGUAAACAAACCUCUACGAAUUAUAAGUAGUAUGUAUGGAUCUAUACUUUUUAAAAAAAUUUCUGACUAAUUCCACAUGCUGAACUUUACCUA
This is a messenger RNA of Oryza brachyantha (malo sina), 794 nucleotides long. Its product is annotated as transmembrane protein 50 homolog. Gene Ontology annotation, biological process: protein targeting to vacuole; late endosome to vacuole transport via multivesicular body sorting pathway. The transcript has 4 exons. Bases 100 to 528 code for a protein of 142 amino acids. NCBI's taxonomy places the organism in Eukaryota, Viridiplantae, Streptophyta, Magnoliopsida, Poales, Poaceae. The record is from RefSeq and is a predicted model, not a curated record.